Thamnophis sirtalis is the source of this 1660-nucleotide messenger RNA. The record is from RefSeq and is a predicted model, not a curated record. Lineage: Eukaryota; Metazoa; Chordata; Lepidosauria; Squamata; Natricidae.
GGCUUAUUAUCUGGGGAGGUCUUAUUUUCAGGGAAAGAGGGUAUAUAAUACAUAUUAUUUCACACAUCCAGUUGUGAUAUUCAUUUGUUUUGAUUCAGGGAUGUUUACACGAAAUGGUACCGACAAAGAUGCUGGUGACUUACAAAAAUGUUUUCGGGACAUUGGUUUUGAGGUUCACAUCCAUAAUGAUCUCAGCUGUAAUAAAAUGAGGGAAGUUCUUGGUGAAGUUGCCAAUGAAGAUCACAGUGAAGCUGCUUGUUUUUCCUGCAUCUUAUUAAGCCAUGGAGAUGAAGGCCUUAUCUAUGGCACAGAUGCAUUCAUGGCAAUCAAGGAUUUGACGACACUUUUCAGAGGAGACAGAUGCCAAAGCCUAAUUGGAAAACCCAAAUUGUUCUUUAUUCAGGCAUGUCGCGGUUCUGAAUUUGAUGAUGGGAUUCAGACAGAUUCAGGCUCUUCAAAUGACACCCUGGAAAUGGAUGCCAAUCCAAGAUACAAGAUUCCAGUUGAAGCAGAUUUUUUGUAUGCAUAUUCCACUGUACCAGGUACACUUGGUUACUAUUCCUGGAGGAAUCCAGGGAAAGGAUCCUGGUUUGUGCAGUCUCUUUGCUCAGUGCUGAAUGAGUAUGGCAAACGUCUGGAUAUCCUGCAGAUUCUGACCCUGGUUAAUUACAAAGUAGCAAGAAACUAUGAAUCUCAGUCUGAUGACCCACGCUUCUGCAUGAAGAAGCAGGUUCCUUGUGUGGUAUCCAUGCUAACCAAAGAACUUUAUUUCCGUAAAUCGAUUCCGCCAGCACCGCAAAUUUAAAAUACAUAAUGCAUUAUAACUUCCAAUACAUUUUUAAUCUAAGCUGUUCCAGCAAAAGGCAAUCAUAGAUCUAGAGUUAAAAUUGAUACAGGGAAUUUAAAAUACACAAUACCAGGAUUACCUCAGUCGAUUAAUAUAUUGAUUUUCACACCGCCACAUGUUUCUUUAUUGUUGGAGGUGCCUAUUCCUUGUUUCUAUUUUUACUGGGAGCAAUCACAAAAUUUCUCUGGAGUCUUGCUUUCCCCGUCAUAGAAUUAGCUCAUUUUUCCUCUAUUAAUUAAUUUUUUUUAGGCUUAUCAUUAAUUUAUAAGAAUAAUUGUAUAUAUUUGUCAAAUAUCUCCAGUGACAUCUGCAAAAAAAAAAAGUAUUAGCAAAGUUCAUUUGAUGUUUAGUGAUAAAAUGGUUUGAUAAAUCAUCUAAGGGUGCUUAAACGCUCCUUUUCAUCCCAGUCUACAUAUAGAAUCACUAGGUGGGAUUCAUAUUUACUCUUGUAAAUCAUUAUUUUGCGUACCUCUUGAUUUCCUUAUUAUAAAUUUAAACUCCAUAAUUUCAGUGGGUAAAACAGCUGUUAAUUUAAGUAACUCCCUGUUCUCUUCCUUAUUUUGGCAAACAGUUUUUAUAAAUGUAAGGUACAUAUGAAUUGCUUAUUUUUACCCUGAAUGAAAAAAAUGCUCCUGGUCCUUUUUUGCGAUCAAUGAACAAUAAAUACAAUGUAUAAUCUAUUCUACACCAAAGUAAUUUUGUAUCAAAGACAUUUGGUAGUACAUUUAUGUAGUAUAUAAAUAGAACAAUAUUAUAGGUUGUUGAUUUUUUCAAUGCAUAAGUCUACAAAGCAAGUAAAAGAAUAGAAAAUUA